Molecule: messenger RNA, 747 nt
Organism: Anopheles aquasalis
Lineage: Eukaryota; Metazoa; Arthropoda; Insecta; Diptera; Culicidae
Source: RefSeq, a predicted model, not a curated record
AUGAAACUCUCCAUAGUAUUACUGGCCAUGCUGGCCAUGCUCAGUAACGCGGCUGUUAUCGUGCCACGGGAACAGGCUCCUCGGACUACUCUAAACGAAGCGUUGGCUCAGCUGCUCGAGAAUAUUCGUGAGCUGCUGCGAACUGGAGAUCCUGAACGUGACAUUCCGGUGCUGGCACCGCUUCAAACCGAUCGUCUCGAUGUCGAUCUCAGUCUCGGUGGAUUGUUGGACUUCACAGCUAUCCUGAACAAUCUGUACCUGGACGGGCUGGACCGAUUCCAGGGAACGCUUACGCUGAACGUGAUGCUGAUGGAGUUUACGUACGAUUUCCUGUUCCCCGAUCUGCUCGCCCGCGGCCAGUACGAUGCGGAUGGUAGACUGUUCGGGUUGAUUCCGGUGUUUGGAUUCGGGAAUUUUAACGUUCAGCCGCGCAAUUUGCGUAUCCGCGGCACGGCACAGAUACGCCAGCUUCCCAGCGGGUUUCUUCAUAUGACCGAGCUGAAAGCAAACGUUCGCCUUGACUCGCUGCAGAACAACAUCGAGGGAUUGCUGCUUGGUGGGGAACUGUCCGAUUUGCUAAACGCCGUCAUCCAGGAUCUGGUUCCGUCGGUGUUGAUCAACUUUGCGCCGGAAGUAACGGACAUCAUCUCGAGACUUGGUAUACCGAUCGCCGAUUCCAUUCUGAACACGAUGACGCUGGACGAUCUUUUCGGUUUGAUUCCGAUGAAUGCCAGGAAGGACAACUAA